Molecule: messenger RNA, 1119 nt
Organism: Hippocampus comes (tiger tail seahorse)
Lineage: Eukaryota; Metazoa; Chordata; Actinopteri; Syngnathiformes; Syngnathidae
Gene: sde2
Product: SDE2 telomere maintenance homolog (S. pombe)
Exons: 8
Coding region: 170-1027 (285 amino acids)
Cellular component (GO): nucleus
Source: RefSeq, a predicted model, not a curated record
UUUGGUUUGCAUUCGGUCAAAAUUCAGCAUGAGUAAAUAUUUCUGCAACACGGCAAGCUCAAGGGGCUGAGUAUAAAAGGUCUUUCGUUGAAGAAGAAGAAAAACCAACGAAGAAGAAGAAAACCCGGAAGCGUACGCAAAAGGGAAGCUAGCGCGGAGCCACAUCGACAUGGAGCCCACCACGGAGGUUUUUGUUUGCGGGCCGUUCGCUUCGCGCUUUUCCGCGUGUGUUUUUCCGCAAGGUUCGUCGGUGCGAGAUGUUGUGGAGCGGUUCGUCCAACAAUGGGCGCCGGCGUCGGCGCGGGACUUUUACGUCAGCAGAGACGGCGGCGUGACCGGCCCGGACGAGCGCCUGCGGGGCGGCGCCGUCUAUCGGCUGGCGCCGCGCCUCCCGGGGGGCAAGGGGGGCUUCGGCUCCAUGCUGCGAGCGCUCGGCGCUCAGAUCGAGAAGACGACGAAUCGCGAGGCCUGCCGGGACCUGAGCGGACGUCGCCUGCGAGACGUCAACCACGAGAAAGAGAUGGGCGAGUGGCUGAAGCGGCAAGCGGAUCGCGAGGCCGACAAGGAGCGGCGGCGCGCCGAGCGUCUGCAGAGGAAAAUGGCCGAGCCCAAGCAUCAGUUCAGCGACCCCGCCUACCAGCGCCAGUGUCACAGCCUGGCCGAGCGGCUGGAGGACUCCGUGCUCAAAGGUCUGCAGGCGGCGUCGGGUUCGGGGGCGGCGGCCUCCAAGCGGCCCGGUCCCGCUCGCCGCCGCCGGCCGCCGGUCAAGAAGAAGAAGACGGCAGGGGCGUGUUCUUGGACCGGCUUGGAGGAUAUGAGCUCGGGGGAUGAGGACGACGAAGACGAGGCGGAGGAGGCGGAGCCCGCCACCGGCAAGGGGAUGCCGGCGCCGGCCCCGGGGGAGGAGACGGCGUCCUCGGGGGAGCAGAGGGGCGUGGCGGCCGGCCGCUCAGCCGCCCCGCGGCGCGCGGAAGCCGGCGAGGCGGCCGGCGAGGCGGCCGGCGAGGGGGCGUCGGCCUCCGUCUGAAUGGCGCACGGCAACCCGCAGUGCGAAAGCCGAGCCGGCGAGAUUGCGGCUUUUCGCACUCAUUGAGCACCGUUGUUUUUCAUUUUGUCAUC